This is a messenger RNA of Schizosaccharomyces japonicus yFS275, 6922 nucleotides long. Its product is annotated as RNA polymerase. Gene Ontology annotation, molecular function: 5'-3' RNA polymerase activity; DNA-directed RNA polymerase activity; DNA binding. Gene Ontology annotation, biological process: mitochondrial transcription; transcription initiation at mitochondrial promoter; DNA-templated transcription. NCBI's taxonomy places the organism in Eukaryota, Fungi, Ascomycota, Schizosaccharomycetes, Schizosaccharomycetales, Schizosaccharomycetaceae. Gene Ontology annotation, cellular component: mitochondrial DNA-directed RNA polymerase complex; mitochondrial matrix; mitochondrial nucleoid. The record is from RefSeq and is a predicted model, not a curated record. The transcript is spliced from 2 exons. Bases 3235 to 6744 code for a protein of 1169 amino acids.
AACGAUACAGUCAGUAAAUACUCAACAGAGCAGCAGCUCCCGCUAUGCACUUACUCGUUUGAGUUCUCAAACUGCGCACGAAGUGCCAUAUUGGUAGUGUGCAGGACGACUCGAACGGUUUGGAAAUGAGUUUGCUUCUCAGAGGAAAAUCGCAGUCGUCGGUAGUCCCUUGAACUUUUCCUCACCACCACGUCUAAAGGAGACGAGUCGCUACUGUCUCGGUUGUUAACUCACAACCGACAUUUUAGCGAGAAAAAGCGAGUCUAGUCUGGGCUAGAUGAAUGAGCCAGUUACUUGCUAGCAGACUCGAUUGCAGCCUCCAACUCGUUACUAGUAACGACGGGGACAGGAGUGCUUGUAGUCUUUACCUGGCAGUCGUCCUGCAUAAUGCCAUUUUCGUAGUUAAAAGCUGUUAGCACAGUUGGCUUCCCGAUUGUCAGCAUGGGCGAGUGCCAUACGUUGGCAUCGUAAGUAAUUGCCUGUGUCCCGAAGGCAAUGAAUACUUUCAAAUUCGUCCAAUCAGGACCAUCAUCGUCGGCGUUUGGGGCCACGACGACCAGGUAGGCGGGCUCGUCCGCGCUUCUACCCAUAGGAGUAAAUGUUUGGGUCGUGUAUGGAUGCCGUUCCAAUGUAUCAACACGAAUCAUGAUCUGACCAGCUGGAACAAUUGGUACCGUUGGUUUACUUUGGAACAAGUUCCAACGACCAGUACAGUGAGGAACAGACGCCUGGCUGUAGUCGUUGAGAGCUUCAGACACGCCGAGGUAUUUUCGAGCACUUCCUUUGUUGGCAGUUAUAACAGUAACAUCAUCUCUUGAGACAUCCAACACUGUUCCGUAUGACUGGAACAGUUCUUGAGUAAGAGGAAGUGCGAGGACGGGCUUCAUAGCGGAGUAUUGUCGAGAGGGAAGAGAAAGAGACUGCGAAAACAGCUAAUCUGUGUAAACAGUUGUCUCUUGCUGUUGUUUAUGUAAAUUUUAAGACGUAGACUUUGUAGUCUCCGUAAUAGUCGAAUAGCUGGAAUUUGGCAAAAGAGUUACUGGUGAUCAGCCAGUUCUCUCUAUUGCAAAUUUAUGCCGCAGCUGUUUGAGCUUACCCCGUGCCACUUACACGGACCGACCGUCAUCAUUGAUACCUUUUCCUCCCACUGCUUCCUCUAUCUCCUACCCUCAGCUUCCCCACUACAGCCGACGGGUCGGCCGACGUACUGCGUCGCAGGAGCCCAUAUGGAAACGGUGCUGUCGCCGCUACCCCCUCCUAACGAGUUUCCUGUUCGCGUCGUCGUGCGCUCCAUCGCCUCAACCUCCUCUAGAGGAAUUCCAUCUUCAAACAACAACUAUCUUAACAUAGAACAUGACUGUUCAAAAUUCAAGGCUUCCUUACGGAAGUCAAUGCAAUGAACGCAGAUGCAUUGGGCCCAAUGCUUGCUUUUUCGUUUCCUGCAUUGUUCUUAUAUACCAAAUUAAGGUUAUGUGUACGUCAUCCUUUGUUCUUUUACAGCCAAUGAUAUACCGAGUUGGUUUCAGAUCUCAUGCGCUUCCGUCGGCCAUAACCUUAUUUUUUGACACUGCGAAAAUAAAGUUCAAAAGUGGACAAACAGAAAUUUACCCUUUACCAUUUUCUUUUUCAACAUUACAGAUCAAUUGAGUCGUUAUAAGUAUGAUUUCGUAAAUUAUUUCGUUAUUCUAGGACAACUAAGACAUAUGGAGUAAGAAGGAAUGUCAAUGGCUCAUGUGAUUAUGUGACAGCAACAUUGAUCACUUUCUAUAAGGAAACUUGCUCUUCCAACAUUCGGCGAUUUGUUCUCUUGUAGCAACCCAAACACCUUCCUUUGAUGCAAUGUGAGCCAUAAGCUUUUGGAGCCCUCGAAAACGGCCUGGACGACCAAUCAUGCGGCAAUGCAGACCAAUUGUAAUCAUUUUGGGAGUUCCAGCGGUUCCCUCCUCAUAAAUCACGUCAAAUGCAUCUCUUGCAUAUGUGAAAAAGUCUUCAGCAGUGCUAAAACCAGGAGCAACUGCAAAUUUCAUAUCAUUCACGUCCAGCGUGUAUGGCACAAUGAGUAGUCCUUCAUCGUCUUCAGCAUUAGGUUUUGAAGCCAGUGGAUUCGAUAACCAGUAGGGCAAAUCAUCGUUAUAUUCGUCUGAGUCGUACGGCUGCGGAAGUCCCAAGUCCUUAUACGCUUGACAAACAACCUUGCGAGUUUCUACACUGGCGCGUCCAGUGUACCAGCUUCGUGGAGUUUUUCCUGUUGGCGAUGCCGAUUGAAUGGCACGAAGGGAUUUGACAACAUGGUCGUACUCUUCUUUCGGAUCCAUGUUCUCGUAAUUAAUCCAGCGAUACGAGUGAGAACCCACUUCGCAACCGUUUUCCUCCAUAGCGGCUACUACAAUGGGGUUCUUUUCAACAGCUUGUCCAAUUGCCCAGCACGUAAAGGGAUACUUGUAUUUCUUAAAGAGAUGGAGAAUUCUCCAAAACCCGCAUCUUGAACCAUACUCAAAACACGACUCAAUAGAACGUUCUCGAACAGGACGAUUAGGAAAGGGCAUGAGGCCAGCUUCUGUCAGGAAUGUUUCAAAUCCUUCGUCUCCGUAUAGAAUGGAACGUUCGCCUCCUUCUUCGUAGUUGACUACGAAAGAGACGGCAAUCUUCGCAUCGUUUGGCCAUGGGUUUGCGUAUUUAUAUUCUCCAGCGCGUCCGGUCAAAUCCCGAGUUUCAUACAUAUUAAUUUUCGUGUUUCCCUUUUCCACUACCACGUCAAAAUUAAGAAAGCGAAAAUACCAUCAUCGCUCAUCGCCCCGUUGUUUUUGGUGCUAUCUUCGCUCCCAAUCGUACAUGAUUCUUCCUGCAUCAGCUAGAUUUCGGAUUUGUGCUGAGCUAGCCAGCUGUUCACUAUCUAUCUACGUCGUGCAUGUGCAGCAAAUGAGUACGUAAACUCGGCAAGAAAUCAAUUCAAAGACAGGUGGUUAUCAGUGUUGCCGACAAAGAAGCAUGCACGUUGCGCUUCAUGCUCAGGGAGGUCUCAACGCUUCUGGCGCACUAAACCUUCCUUUUCACCCUUGAACUUGUUUUCGUUACCCAGGUAUCCUUAAGCGAAAUCACUAAAAUGCGUUAUUACUUACUUUGCGCCGACUUCCUUGUGAUGCGUUAAAUCCUGAUGUGAAUUAUUCUCCACGGUACGCGCUCGCCCACUGUUGUGUCCACCGAACUGGCAAACGUUUUGACUUGGCUAAGUAGAUGCGAAGUACGACGCGUUUUCGAAAUGCAUCCAGUAGAUUUCAAAGAUUUGCACGUCUCAAUAGUGCAAGGCCCUUUGUGGUGACUAUACUAAGACAGCAAUCUCCUUUCAGACGACUUUACGCGUCAACAUCUACUACCAAAUAUACAGUUGAGCAGUCAGUGGAGAGGAACGCUCCUCCACAAUGGCUUUCUUUCAAAGGUUUUAACGGAAACGAAGAAAAGGUGCCCGUUAUUCAAGCGUGUCUAAAUGCUGGUGACAUAUCUCGUGCGUUGCAAAUAUUACAGAAAACAAUAGGGCAUUCAACCACAGAUGAGGCUGUUCAUUUGGUGCAUGUAUUCCUAAAACACAGCGUUUCAUGUGUACCUGUUGAAGAAGUGAUAUCCUACUACGAGCAGCUACUUAAAACUCGAAGGUUUCGGGCAGAUGCAAUUUCAUAUGCGAUUUUGUGCCAAGCUGCUAUGGUCCAAGAGAAAGCUAGCAAUUCCAGUUUCCCGAUACUGCGGAAAUUGGUUCGAAACUGGCGAAGAAUGAACCAUUCCUUGAGUGAAAUUCUUAUGGUUGGGUCGUUAGUAUUUUCUAAAAAGGAGGCUAGCGUUUUGGCCGAGCUUUUUCGACUUCCUCUGCAUGUUUAUUCCGGCGAAGAGAGGGACAAAAUGCAACUUGCAGACUUAUAUGACAGCAUAUCCAAAAACUUCGCUAACGCACAACCUGAUUUCGUAAGCCAAGAUCAGCUUCUUUCUGUGAAAACAAGAAAUAUUGGUUUAGAUAUGCUCAAAAACACACUUAGCGCCAUUCAGGCAAACUCGAAAGAUCAACUUGAAAUUGACCGUGCGGCACUCGAUAUUGGCGAGGAAGCCGAUCCAUAUAAUGCAGCUAGGCAAAGGCUUAUGGAAAAAAAGGCCUUAGAAAGCUCUAUCGCUGAAUGGAGACAUUCAUAUAACGAAAUUUUAAGAAGGGGCGAGAACCCACCUCACAGUCGAUCUCUUAAUGCUUUGUUAUAUGUUUGGUAUGAGAAACUGGAGGCAUUGAUCCAGGAGGAAUUCCGUCAAAUCGAGGACUCGGAAAACAACAAGGCCUCGCCAUAUAAAAGUCGCACUCGUGCGGAGUAUGCACAAUACCUUAAAUUGUUGUCGCCUUCAAAAUUGGCGGCGAUUACGGUAUUAGAAAUGCUUACAUUUGUUACCAAUAAACGGUACUGUACUGGUGUACGUUCAACAUUUGCUCUCAUGUCUGUCGGCCGAGCGUUUGAAAAAGAGUAUUUUUCUGAGCAGCUUCAAAAGAUUGAAGCUGAAGGAAACUUGCCCAAAAGCGUUGAUUCGAAAAAACUGUUCAGUAGUCCACGGCUAUUCAACUCUUUCGUGAAGAAGAUACGCGACAACGAAGACAAUGGAAUUGUCCAAUCUAGUCUUUACCAACCAUGGUCACCAAAUAUCUUAGUUAAGGUAGCGUCGGUUACCGUGAGUUUGUUGAUCAAUUCAGCCAAAAUUAGGGACUCUGCAUUAGACCCUGAAACGAAGAGCACUGUAUUUCAAGAUUCUUCUGCUUUUCAGCAUGGAUACAGGUAUUUAGCUGGUCGGAAAGUCGGUGUUAUUGUAGCUCAUCCAGUUCUUUAUGAUAUCCUUGCUUCAGAAUUGUCGGGUGCACAUCUUCCUCCAUAUCGACUUCCCAUGCUAGUGAAGCCAAGGCCUUGGCUUAUGUGGAACAGCGGUGGCUACUAUUACAGCAGUGAGUCCGUACUCCGUUUCAAAGAGUCACAUGAGCAAUUGCUUUACUUGAAAGCCGCUUCUGACAGUGGUCAAUUAAAGGAUCUUCUAGAAGGACUGACUGCACUGGGAAAUGUUGGCUGGAAAGUCAAUCGAAAGGUUUAUGAUAUGCUCGUCAAGAUUUGGAACACCGGAGAGAGUUUUCUGUCUAUCCCAUCCGCCAAUACAACUCUGGAUAUUCAAGAAAUGCCGGAAAAGUCUAUUGAUCCUUCUGCGAGAGCAGAAUGGUUGCGAAUGCUAAAGGAAAGAUCACUAGAUUUUGCUUCCCAGCAUUCGCAGAGGUGUGAAUUCAAUUACACCUUGGAAAUCGCAAAAGCAUUCCUACAUGAAACAUUUUAUUUCCCUCAUAAUGUGGACUUCCGUGGAAGGGCCUAUCCCAUUCCUUCCCAUCUCCAUCAUGUCAAUAGUGAUUUUUGUCGUUCGUUGCUUAUAUUUGCUGAGGGAAAACCCUUAGGAGAAGAAGGUUUCCAAUGGUUAAAAGUUCAAUUGGCAAAUUUGUUUGGUAAAAACAAAUCUACAAUUCAGGAACGAAUUGAUUUUGUUGAUAAUCACUUACAAGAUAUCUUCAACAGUGUGGAUAAACCUCUUGAUGGUGAACAAUUUUGGACAAAGGCUGAUGAUCCCUUCCAGGCCCUUGCGGUAUGUUUCGAAAUUGCAGAUGCCAUACGCUCUGGCGAUCCUUCAUCCUUUAUAUCUCAUGUUCCAGUCCAGCAAGAUGGAACAUGCAAUGGUUUACAACACUAUGCAGCAUUAGGAGGUGAUCCUGAAGGUGCAAGAGAGGUGAAUUUAGAACCAUCUAAUCGGCCGAACGAUGUGUAUGCUGCUGUUGCAGCACGCGUCAUCAGUAUACUGAAAAAGGAAGCUGCAGCUGGUGAUCCAAUGGCUGAGCUUUUGAAAGACAGGGUAACAAGGACUGUGAUAAAACAGCCAGUUAUGACAAAUGUUUAUGGUGUUACCUAUGUUGGAGCCCGGGCUCAAAUAGAAAAGCAGCUAAAAUUGCAGGAAGACAUACCCAAGGAUUUGCUUCGUGAUGCUUCUGCAUUUUUGGCUAAACGCGUGUUUCAGUCUUUACGCGCCUUGUUCAAGCGUGCUCAUGAAAUUCAAGAUUGGCUAGCGGACUGUGCGGCACUUAUCGCACACUCAGUGCCGGAAGAAGCUCUCAAACAAAAAGAGUUGGAUAAGAUGACUGCUGUGGUUUGGACAACCCCUUUGAAUCUCCCUGUCGUACAGCCAUAUCGCAAGUUUCCUUCCAAACAAAUUACGACGAAUUUACAGUCAGUGUAUCUUGAGGAUCCGGACUCGAAUGCUCCUGUCGAUCCCCGAAAACAAACAACUGCUGUCCCCCCUAACUUUAUUCAUUCUUUGGAUGCUACGCAUAUGUUUAUGACUUGUUUGAAAUGUAAAAAGAGAAACAUUACCUUUGUUUCAGUUCACGAUUCCUAUUGGACACAUGCCGCCUCAGUUGCAGAAUUGAAUGGCCUCCUUCGCGAAGCGUUUGUAGAGCUUCACUCUCGGGACAUUCUGGGAGAUUUAAAGCGGGAGUUUGAAGACCGUUACAAAAAUCACUAUGUCCAUAACCAUUAUCCUGUUGAUUCACCAGCAGGACAAUAUCUUCUACAACAAGGCGCCACUGCUAAGCGCUCGGUUGUGAAAGGGUGGGCACCGUUGACAUUCCCAGAAGUGCCUGAACGAGGAACUUUUGACAUUAGAAGCGUCCUUCACAGCCAAUACUUCUUCUCUUAAGAUUAAGCAAGAAGAACCUUUUACAUACACAAACAACCUUUGCCACCGUCUUCUAUAUCAACACUUCCGCCAAACUUUUAUUCCAUCUGUUUAGUCAAUGAAUGUCACGUAUGUUUAUAUAUAAAAAAACGAUAGGAGAAAACACCUCUACCUGGCUAAUGUGUACAACUGGGAACAG